GCCAGUGUCUCCGGCGGGUCGUGUGUGUGUGUGUCCGUCCGUCUCCGACGUCUCCCUCAAGGAACCUUGCAACCCAUAUAUAUUUGUCUUACAUCCCAAAUGGCCUUUCUGCGCGUGACAGCUUUGCUUUUUCAAGCCUACAGCGAUUUGUAGUACAGCUUGGAAUGCUUACAAUCGACGGGAUUAAUGGUGAUGUUCCUGUCGUGAUGGCCUUCCCUGCGAGCCUCUGCGGCCUCCACUCACCUGCUGGAGACAUUCCCUACGCAGAUGCUGACCCGCCGGACACAGAUGCGCCCCCCACGCCCACCCCCAUAUAUUCUGCGCCACGAGCAGGGCGGCCCAGGCCGGUGGCGGGCGGUGGCGGGGCUCCGCUCUACCAUAACACCCCGCCCCGCCCCGCCCUCGAACUCACAUCGAGUCCUAUGCGUAUUUACACCAACACCACGCCCUCAACCACGCCCUCAACCACGCUCACCACCACCUCCAAACCCGCGCUUACACGCCAGCACAGCUCUGGCGGGCUGGCGGUAAUAGAGGGCGUGGGCGGAGCGAUGAAGGUAGCAACAGACCGCCCACACCUGGUGUCAAUGGGCAGUGGGCGGCUCUCAACAGCUAUUACACUCCACCCGAUCAACGAGGGGCGGACGGUGCUGGGUGCUGGUGGCAUGGGCGUGGUGCCGGAUAUCGUGGUGAUGGGCACGGGCGUGGAGGCGGAGCACUGCAUCUUGGUGAACGCGGGCGGCGUGGUCACUCUCACGCCCAUAGCCUCUAUCGUCACCAUAGACGGAGUCACGAUCACGGCCCCAACACGACUCACGCAAGGUUGCACCAUCUGCCUGGGAAGAAGUAACUGUUUCCGGUUCAACCACCCAGCUGAGGCGGAGCACAUGAGAGCCAUCCUACCUAACACCAGGAUCAGCAUGGUGCCUGUUAACUUUUAUCCCGCUGUGGACAACCCAGAAUACUUCCACAUGUCCAAUGACACUGCUGCUGCCAUCACUAGUAAUGCCAGCGGCUCAGUGACACCUUCCGGAGAGACCAAGCCGCCCGUGCCACCCCGCAAGACACCGCCCACACCAUUACACCUCCAAAUUGCCCACACAGACACUCAGGAGUUUGUUGAUAAGGUGUCACGAUUUGAUAACCUCUCGUACAAUCGGGAAUCUCCACAGGACUCUGAAAGCCCACGAUGGUUUGUCAACGACAGCAUCAGGCCCACUUGCAACAGCAGCAACAACAGCAACACGACCAUGAGCAACGACAGUGACAGUGAUUCAGACACCCCACCAGAAGUUCCUCCACGACCUGAAGCUUCCAUGCGACCCUUUUCCACUUCUCCUUCACUUAAUGGCACGGCUGGGAGAGCCAGACCUCGGUAUUUUGGUGAAUAUAUUUACACCAAGAACGAUAUGGCUCCACCUCCAUUGGCUCCUCGUGUUCCUGUCACGUCCACUCGCUGGAGCCCAGGCAGCUCGAUUCCCUUAAAUUCAGGCUACCCAGGGGUGACUGGGGUGUCCACUGUAGUCUCCUCCUCUGGUAUGACCUCUGUUCACAACAUCAUGUAUCGUUCCUUGCCACCUCCACCAAGCUCAUCCAGCAGUUACCAAGUUGCCACUGCCCCAUUAAACCAUGCCCCACAUUCACCUGAUGCAUUAUCCAAUAACCUCCCACCUCCACCUUCAGUUCCUUUGCCACCCACACCCUCUUCUCCUUCAGUACCACCCACUGCUAAUACAACUUCCCCAGUAACCACUCAUUCGACCACUCUGUCAACCACAGCAACAAUGCCAUCUACAUCCAUGUCUCGUCUGUCUGGUCAUCACCGGACGCCCUCUAGUAACUCGGGUGUGACGUCAUCAUCUAUGACGGGUUCUUGGACACUGGGCAUGGGUGCGACAGGAGUUGGGUUGAGCAGGGAUGGUGGCAGAACGCCCACACGCUGUUCCCUUGAAGAUCUCAGACACAGUGAACUUCGGAAACAACAGGCGGUGGAGGAGCGGCUGAAGGAGCAGGAGGCAGCGGCGGCUGAGAGGGCUCGUCUGGAGGAGAUCCUGACCCUGUGUGCUGAGUACGAGCGUCAGCACCAGGCUGGCACCCCGUCCCCUCGGCCCCACCUCUCACCCCACUACACCCUCACCCAGAACAGAAUAAAGACAAAUGGUUCCCUUCCCCGUGACAAGCGUGUGCCCUCCUCCCCAUCAGCACUGUCAGCCACCCCCACCACACCCACCAUAGCCACCACGCCCACUUCUGCCACCUCACCCGUCUCUCCUGCCAAUGGCAUUACACCCAAGGCAUCAUCCACCUCAGAGGAUGAACUUGAUGCCAUAUUCAGUUUUGAUCAACCGGACCUAGGGAGUCCGGUCCAGCAUACUGCUUCACUCACAAGGAAUGGGACAUUACCAAAUUACCCUCCAUUUCCAAAUCCAGCCCCAUUACAAGCUCCAUCACACUCCCCAAGUCCAAACAGUCCAAAAAGCCCAUAUGAGAAUGUUAGUCCCUCAUACCUCACUUAUCCUAUGCCACAAAGCCCACGGACUCGAAUCAAGACCAUUGUGGGCAAGGAAAGAACAGAAAGAAGGGAUAAUUGUGAAAUCAUAGAAAAUAGAAUGGCCAUAUCAGAUUUCCAGGCAGGCAUAAGUGAUGGAAAGAAAGUUCGAAGUCCACGAACACCAAAAGAUAGUACAAAAAAUAAAGAAAAUUUAAGUCCAUUUUUAAGAUCUGAUUCUUCAAGUUCCCUUGACAUACCAGCCCCUCCCAAGCCUCCAAGAUCUCCUAGAAUAGAAAGAUCAGUCUUAGGGGAUUCUCCAACUGUCAACAGAAUGAGUAGUGACGCAAAGAACUCCGUAUCCACUCCACACGUCGGUUCAAAUGGGGAGGAUCUAACGAAGCCUUGCCAAGCCAAUUAUGUUUGUAACACAGUGAUGUCGACAAGCAUUGAUGAAGCAACAAAUACGUAUGAAAAUAGUCACAGUUCAGUGCAAAAUAAUCUAACUAGUUCGCUAACAAUGAACUCGGCAGAUAAUUCAACAGGCUCGUGUGUGUUUACUAGUCCCGAGGAUACGUUAGCGAGACAUUACCAUGGUAUCGAAGGAACAGUGUCUGCAGAUGACGACGAGGGAAGAGGAUCCAAUAAGGUGUUUGAGGAACACCUCAUAAAAAAUAUUCAGGAUACUUUUAAUAUCGAUGAUGUGCCUGGGGAGAUAGAGCGUUUGAAAGGAGUCAAGAAUGAAGUUCUUCAGUCCAUGACGGAUCUCAAGCGCACUGUUACAGAGUUAGAAUUCACUGAGGAUGAGGCGUUAAGAGAGCUGGAAGUUGAAAGGGCUCUGCUGGAGGGUGAACUGGUGCCGCUCAGGGAGAAAGUUGCAGCAGAUGAGGAGAGACUUGCAGCUCUUCUACAGAGGAGCAAUGAACUUGAAGACCGCUGCCAACAGGAAAGACACCAUCACCAGGAAGCCAUUGAGGCAUGUCGAUCGCGCCUUGAAGAGGCAGAGAGAGAACUGGAUCAGCUGGAGGGAAAGAGUGAAAACUUCAGUGGAACAACGGACGAAGAAACCGAGAUGCUGGAGACCCUUAAAGCCCAGCACGAGGCAGUAGAAGCUGAGCGAAAGUUUUUCUUUUACUAUAUUCGGUGGAAGAAGGCUAAGAAAGUGUUUGAGGACACCGAAUUUCACCAGAUGGAGGCCGAGGCCCACCGUGAGUCAGAGCGAGAGGAACUCAAUAAGGAGAUUGCUGAUCUAAGAGACAGGAUUACUAGUCGACGAGAGAGAAUUACUGAAUUAGAGAAGCACAUGUCGGAGAUGACGAACUCAGUCAGAGAAGAAACGGAAGUUCUUGAGAAAGAGAGGCAAGAUUACCUUUCCAGGCUUGCAAAGGAGCGAGGACGUCUGACUGUUGCAGAACGGCGUCUAGGGGAACUGACUCGCUUAGGCCUCAUUCCCUCCAAUGGCCAGUGCUCACCUGCUUGUUCGUCUGAUACUGAGGAGAGUGGUGCUCCCGAGUUGGUCGAGCGUUUAUCUCAGUUGCACUUCCUGGACCGAUCCCAAGAGGACCUGGACCGCAUUCAUCAGGUCACAUCCUCAACACCACUUGGAUGUCCAGAGGGGUCAUUAGGACGAAAAACUUCUGCCACCCUCAUGGAAAUAGAGCGGAAUCGUAAUCUACUUCUGGCCAAGCAAGGAACCUUGGUAAUUGAAAAUGAGAGACGCCGUGUUGAAGAGCUGAAGCGAAGGGUUGCCGAUGAGGUUAAGGCCCAGUGGGAAGAAAAGAAAGCCAAAGAGCAACGCGAAGUCAACUGUGCAUCGCUCAACAGUAUUGGGUCGGAGGAUUCAUCCUUAACUUCAUCUGACCUUCACACAGAGAGCCUCUCCAGUGAUGACGUCUUGGAGAAGAGGAGCAGCGGUGAGAGCAUCUCCCGAGACACCUCGCAGGUCAAGAUGCGGCAGCGAGAGUGUGAGAGUGGAGGUGGCGGGGAGGAAUCGAGACCCCUGAGUGAUGCCUCCUCCUGCUGCGAUCCCUCAGAUACUGCUGUCAAGUUCCGUGAGAAGGCAAGAACUCAGCAACGACCUCUGACGAGAUACCUGCCUGUGCGUAGCGAACAGCACUUUGAUCUCAAACAACACAUCGAGUCUGCCGGCCACCAAAUUGAACUUUGCCCUUACAUAAUUGUCACAUCAACUGCAUGCCGAGGUUAUCUUCAUAAACUAGGGUCAAAGUUCCGCACAUGGCAUAAAAGAUGGUUUGUGUUUGAUCGGUCAAGACGGGCGCUAACAUAUUACAGUGAUAAGAAUGAAAACAAGGCACGGGGUGGUGUAUACUUCCAAGCUAUUGAAGAGGUGUAUGUGGAUCACCUACAUUCUGUUAAAUCUCCAAACCCCAAAUUGACUUUCUGUGUCAAAACCUACGAGCGAACGUUCCACUUGAUGGCUCCUUCCCCAGAAGCUAUGCGCAUCUGGAUUGACAUAAUUUUUACUGGAGCAGAGGGUUAUCAAGAAUUCCAAGGAGGAACCUGAGAUUAAGAAAUAAUCCUUUGGCAGAAUGUUCAUCUGCUCUGUACUUUGGGGGCUUCCUCUUGGAUGCACAGUUUUGUUCAAUUUGACAGGUAUUAAUAAUUAUAGCAAAAACCUGAUCUUUGACUUAACAUGCCUUGGUUUGAGCUAUAAUCACCUGUCUGUUGAGGCAGAUAGUGAUGUGCACCUGUAAGGUCACGUCCUAAACUGUUUAGUUAACUAAUCGGGAGAUUUCCUUACCAAAUGACUUGGUUUGGAUUCUCUGUUUUAUAAUCUGUACAUUUAUGUAUAGGUAUAAUCGAUUCUUUCAGAAUUUGGACCAUGCUCGCCAAAUCCUACUUUUUGGCCAAAGAAUGGCUCGGUAAAUAUUUUUUUAAAUUAUUUCUUAUACUACUGUACAAUUUUUAAUGUACUAUGAAACACAUUAUUGUGCCUUCAUGAUUUUAUACUAAGUUUCCUGUGAUCCAUGAAAAGGAUUUUUAUACGCUCAAUAUUUCAUACAGACUUGAAUAAUGUGAAAAUGACUACUAAUCUGUAUUGCCUCAAUUUUUUUUUAACAGAAAAGGUCUGUUUUAUAUUUUCCAAGGCAGUCUACAGAUCAAUUCUUAAUUCUAUAUAUUUAAAAGUGUCUUCCUGGAGACAUGUCAGUCCGUUUUAUCACGUACUAUACCUUCUUACAGUUUAAUUGUAUUAAGCAAAUAUUUGAUAUACAGUAUUUUGCUUUGGUUUAAAGAGCUGCAGUCAUAUUUCAUUAUGAUAAAAGUUUUUACACAAGUAAUGAGAAGAAAAGGUUGUUUGCAGGCGAGAAUGUCGGGCAGGACAGUAUGGCACAAUACAAAUAUGAAAGAGUUAUUCCUGUAUUUAUUUUUGUAGGAUACUCAUUAACUGGGACAUGAUUAUUUUUAGGUGUAUUCACCAUGUAAUUUUAGCAACUUAAUAAGUUUCAUGUACGGCAGGCUAGGUAAUGUGUAGGUGCAUGUUACACAAAAUGAACAAUAUUGUAUGCUAUCAGAAAUUUUUAACAAUUAUUGUAGAGCUAUGUAAUAUCGGAGCUGCAGCUAUAAGUGGCUUACUGUAAUACAAAGUGCCGAUCACCACUUCUGUAAACAAAUUUGCAUCCCACUUUUCAUAAAGGAGCCCCACUUGCUACAAAUGAAAACUUUCAUGAAUUUGCUAUUUUCAAAUUAUUGCUUAAUAGAAGCGCUUGAUGACAAUGUUUUAUAAUUUUGUUGUCUGCUUUCUUAUAAUAAUAACCAGUUGGUUAAAUAGGGUUAUCGUUAGCAUACAAAUGGAGACGAUUCCUCAAGACAUUGUAACCCCUUCAAUAUCAAUAUAUUUUUAUGUUGUGA
Molecule: messenger RNA, 6358 nt
Organism: Procambarus clarkii (red swamp crayfish)
Lineage: Eukaryota; Metazoa; Arthropoda; Malacostraca; Decapoda; Cambaridae
Source: RefSeq, a predicted model, not a curated record